UUUUGGUUCAUCUCCAUUUAUUUUUGUUUUAAAUUAUUAGGGCUUAACCAGAUGACUCAUUUAAAACAUACUUCUGUGGCAUCUUUAUGGCCUUUAUGGACAGUCCAGCAAUCCUAUAUUACAGGGUGAGGUGCAAUGUAGAGAGCAAGAAGCAGAGAGUGUUGUAAUGCUAGAAAAAGGGAGGAGGAAAAGGCCUAUAAAACAAAGCACGGGGAAAUCAUGGUGUAUUGAAGGGUGGCUUCUCUGGUUUUGGCAAUGGUACAGCAGUCAUCCUCUAAAAUUUAACAGGAAAACAUAGGAAAUAGGCUAUGUAACUCACAAAAUGCCAUUAGACUUGGACACAGGAAGAGUUGCAUAGUUCAUCACUAGUGACAGAGCAGGCAUUAGCCAACCAGUGACCUGAUACUUGUGCAACUACAUUCCACAAUGUAUUCACAAUCCAAACAAAAUAUAUUUCCAUCACAAAUGGGAAAGGGGGAAAUGCAUUUUAACAAUGAGUUAAACAAUGAGUCUGCCUUGGGUUAAUUACUGGAAAAAUUAUAUUUCUGCUGUAUGGAAGCCCCUAAGUCACCGAGGGUUUAAAGACCCAUUGGCUACCCUCACCUGGUUUAGCUGGCAAGUCAAAGCUGUUUCCUGGGGUGUGGCCACUGUCGCAUGUGGACAGCUUCUAGGAGCCACAGGUGAGAGCUGAGUGUAGGGUAGACAAAGGUGGACAAACUACCCCAGUGUGUCCCCCACCAGAGGUUCCACCCCUCCCCUAACACCCCAUACAACACCACAAUACAUUAUAUUUCAAGCAGAUGACAACACAAAUGUUUGUUUGCUUAUUGGACAGUAUAAAAGAAAAUAGAACCAUAAGAACAGUUAAAAGCAGCAGUUUUAAAGGCCUGGAGCACAAAAGUAAGGAUCAAGGUAUUGAUCUCCCUGACUUUAGUAGAAGCAAAAGCUGUUUAAAUGCAUGCCCCCCAUCCUGUAGGUCCAAUCCAGCAUGGUUAAAUUUGGAAUUUCUCUUUUGCAUUGGUACAGGCGCAUCUAUUUUCUUUUAAAAGGCAGAGAUACAAAGUGAUGCUCUCUAGCGAUCUUGCCAUAAAAGUGGACUGUUACGAGAUGGCCUAAGUGUACAAUGAAUGCACACUGCAAAUAAGCACACACUGAUGCACCAGUGCCAUAGCAAACAUAUUUGACAAACUACAAAUCUGUACUAUAAAUUGAUUUAUCAAGCACAUUUGCCGCCUUACCAACCUUUGUCAUGUAAUUCGUCUACCUCUCGAUUUUUCCUCUCUACUGAGCAGCCUGUCAGACAGCCCAGCCAUCUAGGUUGUUAAAAAUAAAACAAAUAAAUCCUGCAAGCCAAAAUGUUUCCUAUUUUCCUCUCUCAAUUUUGCAUCAUCUUCUCCCAAGAAAUAUUACUUGUCCAACACAUGCAAUGAGCAGUUCAGCUCAGACUCCAGUUUGACAUGAUACUACCCCAUCAGAGCAUUUUACAAGGUAAGAUAAAGAUAGAAUACCUUUUAUCCACCUAUAGAAGGCAAUUCCUCCCACUUUUAGCAACUGUAGUGCCAUUAAAAAUCACAGAGCACUUGGGGGGGCAGAGUGCAAUCCAUCAGGAACUGAGCUCUCCCACACAGCAAUACAUGCAUGGCACUGCUGUACCAGGCGGUACUAUUGACACAAGUGACCAAAUUGUUCCCUUGUAACUGAAGUGAGACUUACAGUACAUAGAGAAUCCUAUAGAAUGGCUGCCAUAAAAAUAACAGGGCAGACAUUGAUCUAUUGGACUGGAGUACUUUUAAUAGUAGUUUCUGCUGUUACGCAUUUCUUUAAAGAAUUCAUUAAAGGAUGGAAUCAUAAACAAGAAAAAUGUAAUAAAUAGUAAUUAUAUAGGAGGCGUUAUUGUUUUCAUUUGUUGUUACGGUAUAUAUUUUUGUGUUUUUAUAUUGUAAACCGCCCUGUGAUCUUCGGAUGAAGGGCACUAUAGAAAUGUAAAAUAAAUAAUAAAGAUACACUUCUACACGUGUCUACUCACAAGUUACUUCAAAUGAUUGGGAGUUACUCUUGGGUAGGUGGGUGCAGGAUUGCAGACUAAAGCAAACGUCAGAAUAUCACCCGCAAAAAGAAUUUAAGUUGGGCCCUGGAUUUGCUUUUCUCCCUUCCACAUCCUUUUUACCUUUCGUGCUGUGUCCUUUUGACUGCACUAAGCCUGCAGGCAGGGACUGUCUUUGUUUUAACGGAUUGUAUGCCAGUUGCUCUGGGUGCCUUUUUUGGCUGGCAAGCCGGUUAAAAACACUCUCGGGUCAACAAGUAAAUAAUAAAAUAUGAACUGCUUUCAUGCAUAACACACGCACCCGCACCCACCUCUUAGGACAGAGCUCUCCUAAACUGGCUUAACGCAGAACACGUACAAAUAUAAAGUACAACUUCACAUUACAAGAAAAUCCUUUAAGAGAGUAGUAAAAGUAACAGGCCGGAUAACAAUUGAAUAUAGGAAUUAAAUUUUCAUCUGGUGGUGUGUGGAUGUCAGCGUCCCUCUAGUCUUGGCCAAAAUAAGAAGUCAGAAGGGGCGAAGUCAGGCUAAAAAAAGCCCUGGAGCGCAGCGGGGCGCGCCUGGCUUCUCCUUCCCUUUUUGGGUCUUCCCACGCGGAGCAGGAGACGCGCGCCUCAACCCGCGGCCCUUUGCUGACUUCGCAGCUCCCGCGCAGCGCGUUGCUGGAGGCGAGCGCCGGCCCAGGUGAGGCGAGGCGGGACAUGCCGGCUCCUCCCCUCCUCGCCGGGCUCCAGGUGUCGUUGGCAGCUCGGCAGUUGAAGGAGCCGUGGCUGCGGCGGCGGGGCGGCGGGAGAAUGGCGGACUCUCAGCUGCUGUGCCUGGACGACGCUCACGUGAACGAGCGGGUCAGCGAGCACCACCCGCGCUACUACUACAGCGAGGAGCAGCGGAGGGCGCUGGAAGUCCUGCUGGCCAAGGGGGAGAAGGCGUACAAGGAGCGCCUGAAGAAGGACCAGCUGCGAGACUUCCUCUCCAGCCGGGAGCUGCAGGCCUUGCGGGGCGGUUGGCGCGCCUACGAUGCCCACCUCGAGGGGGGCAAGCCGGUGGUCGGCCCUUCGGGGAAGCCCCUGUCCUUGGCUUACUGGCCCGAGAGGUCCGACACCGAGAUCCCACCGCUGGACAUGGGCUGGACCAACACUUUCUACCGGGGAGUCAGCCGCCUCGGGCUGUAUACGCACCCGCGCAAGGAAGACAACGCGCCUCACGUCAAGCAAGUGGCGCGCGAAAUGAUCCAGCAGGCGCAGAAGGUGGGUAUCUCGCCUGGGAGACCCUCGGAGGCGGCGAGGGGGAAGGCGCGCCUCUUCGGAGGCCUCGACAGGCGCCUGCUUCGUGCCUUUAGAAACGCGGAUUAAGGGGGCCGCGUCACGUCUGAGUGUUUUUAGGUGAAAGGGGACUGAGGCAUCAAGAGGAAACUUCUUACUUAGGGCAACGUUCGUUUUCAGCUCCUCAGGACCCAAGGCCGCUUCUCCUUCCGUAAUAAACAAGCACGUGCGCCUUUCUUCUGCUAACAGGCAACUUUUUAGUUUAUUUUAAAGGGUUGCCUUUCUCAUAGAAUUGUAGAGUUGGAAGGAACACAGAGGGUCGUCGGGUCCAAGCCCCUGCAAGGCAACGCAGCCCAAGGGACCUCAUAGAUAUGCCUUAUUAUGGAACGACCCAACCACAGGACAAGCCCCAACAUGAUUUUGUAGUGUCCUGUAUUUUGAGUUUUUCAUCCAAGAAGUUCCUUCAUUAUGCCACGUGGAUUUCUCCUGCAGAAUAUAUGCUGCAAUCACAUGCCCUCUUCAGAGGAAGGGCACUUGAUAAUAACCAUAAAUCUACAAUCUGUUGUGCUCUCCUCUUCAGGUCACGUUGAAAUGAAUUACAGGUGUACAAGUACUAACCAGCCAUUGUUGUGCCCUUCCUGCUUACUUUGUUUUAUGGCACUUUUAUCCCUUACUUCCUCUAAUGGGUUUUCCCCAUUUCCUUAAUACCUCACAACACUUCGUUAGGGUGGGCCUAGAAGUGGCGAGUGGCUGAAGAUUAUUUAGUGAGUCUGGCUGCGUAGAGACAUGAAAUUACCGUAUUUUUCGCUCUAUAACACGCACCCGACCAUAACACGCACGUAGUUUUUAGAGGAGGAAAAUCCGUAGGCAUGCCACCCGUAGGCAUUCCCUCCAUAACACGCACAGACAUUUCCCCUUACUUUCUAGGAGGAAAAAAGUGAGUGUUAUGGUGCAAAAAAUACGGUAGGUCUUCUAAGUCCUCACAUCCUCACCAUACAUUUAAAACAUGCUUUACUAUCAGACUAUCACACAGUCAUGGCUUUCCUGCAAAGAAUCCUGGGAACUGUAGUUUAUGGGUGCUGUGAAGUGUAGCUCUGUGAGGGGUAAAAUAUAGCUCCCAGGAUUCUUUGGGGAAGAAACUGGAUUAUUUGGAGUAAAUGAUACUCCAGCCAAUACACCAAGGACUGCUGGGAUAAAGAAACAAAUAUUGGGUGAAAAAAAAUUGAAAAUAUAAAAUCCAGCAGCUACUCACACAUAUCUCCACUGCUUUCUCUGUGUUAUAGGAUUGUGGUGCAUGUAUGUCAAGGACUCCAUCCUUACUUGUUAGUCUUCUAUUGGGCCACAGUCUUAGACACACUUAAAUACACUGAGUUUAGUGGACUUUAUUUUCUUGUAAAUAGGCCUAGCCAUGAGCAGACUAAGUCAUAAGACAUUGGUCAUAAAAGGCAUUUUUUAAUAUAGGGAAAAUCCUGGAAGUUUUGAAGAGCACUGAAGUAAAAGAAAGUCUGAGGAAGUGUGAAAUAUAAAAUAGGUUCUAGACAGGAAAAAUGGCUGAAAUGUCCUCUUUAAUAGAGGGCAACUAACAACUUUAAGGGCACCCUGCAAAUUACUCAGAAGUAAAUAUUCCUAGACAAUUUGCUUAUAGUAUGUUUAAGAACUUCCUAAAAUUAUAAUAACUGGUACUUAAAGGAGUCAAUUUUAAUCAUUAUGACCUCAUUUGAAGGCUCUAGAUUCUGUUUUGACUUGUAUGGCGUUAAAAUACCACAAAUGAACUUAUUAUUUCUACUACAUUUGUAGUGUUGUUGUUGUUGUUGUUCAAAGUGUCAUAUGUGGUUCUCCCCACCACCUUUGAUACUCUCACAAGAAUCCCAUGAACUCCACUAGACUGAGAGAAUAAGUCUGCGACCCUGUGCACACUUACUUCAGUAGAUGCUGUUGAAUACACAUACUUCCUUCCCUAGAGACACCUGAGUAGAGACUACUGCAUUCUGUCAGAGAUACUGUACAGUAGUUGCAAUAUUCCUUCAUUAAGCAGGGAAUUGAACUUUCUGAUCUCCAAGGUCCUUCUAUUUAUUACAAUUCUAUUCUAAACACAGAGUGGAUUGCACUGGGCCAGGGUCACCCAUUGACAUUCAUGAGUCUGAGCAGGUAUUCAAGUCCUGACCUUCUUGAUACUAGGAACAUAGGAAGCUGCCUUAUACCAAGUCAGAACCAUUGGACCAUUUAGCCUGUACAGUAUUGUCUAUACUCACUGGCAGCUCCUCUGCCAAGAUUUCAGGCAGGAGUCCUUCCAGCCCUACCUGGAGAUGCCAGAGAUUAAACCUGGGAUCUUUUGUAUGCAAGGCAGAGAUCUACCACUGAGCUAACCCAAUAUUCUAACCACUACACUACAUUUGUGCUACUCAUAUAGUUAAAAUUAAACUGUAUUCCAUAAAAGUAUGAGUACUCUGAUGUAUGUGUUUUGUGUAUAGCAGUCUUAGGCCUAAAUACUGAGCAUGCACUGCUUACUCAGCUUCACAUAAGACAGAGUAGUAACACCUCAGACAUCCUUUUCCUGGAGACUGUCAGGAUUGUGUAGUAAGUAUUCUAUUCUAAUUACACAAUUGUUGGUAUAGAGUUCUAGAUUAAUUAAUUCAUAUGAAUUUUAAAGGUGUGAUCCAAUAUGCAAUUGUAUAUACAGUACAUGAAAAUUACUAUUGUAUCCACCCUUGGAUGUGUAAUCUUGUUUUAAUUGGUUGGUAGCCAAGCCAUAUUCAGAGUAGACCCACUGAAAUUAAUGGACUCAAUUUAAUCUAAUUCCAUAACAGAAUAAGCAAUGGAAGGAGAGAGUUACAGCCCAAGAUAGGAAAAGAGGUGGUAAGGGAACACCUAAGUACUUUAAAGGAAUUCAAAUCUCCAGGGCCUGAUGGGCUGCACCCAAAGGUACUAAAGGAGCUUGCAGGUGUAAUCUCAGAGCUUUUGUCUUUGAGAAUUCUUGGAGAAUUGGUAAGGUCCCUGCAGACUGGAGGCAGGCACAUGUUGUUCCCAUCUUCAAAAAGGAGAAAAGAUUCCCUUUACAAAUAUGUUCAAAUGAAAGUAUUAUUCACCUGUGAGCUCCAUCAUUAUUGAGAGUAAAGGUUCUAUAAAGUCUUAGAUGAGCUAUACUUUUGCAGUCAUUCAACCCCCAGCCUUUAGAUGCUUUUAGCUGAUGUCAGGGAGGGCAAUUUGCCAAACCUUCGAGUACCAGCAAUCCAAAUGGGUAAGACUGGAGGUCUUACAGUAUUUGGCAGUGGAGCCCCAGGCUUAAGAGAUAAGUUAUUUGCUUUUCAAAUCCUGCUGUUUCCAUACACAGGUUCAAAAGUGCCAGGUGGAAAGAUGGAGCAAUAAUUUGUUUAGUUAUCAAAGAGAUCUCAGCAAACACCUUAUUCCAAAAAUCAGCCAGCCCACAUGUGCUUAUAUGUGCCAACUGCACAGCAGCCCCUCCAACACUAUGAAUAUGUACCUGGGUGCACAAAGGAGAGCUGUCGUUGAGUAAGGUACUAACCAUGUACCAACCUGAAAGAGGGCUAUUGGGUUUGAGACUACAAACUUCUGUAUGUCCCAACUGGAUUCCCACCAUAACUUUUGACUCUGGGCCCCAAAAGAGACAUUAAUAAGGAAUUUUAUAAGUACAAUAUACAGACCAGUGCCUGUGUCAUGUCUUUAACUGAUUGUUCAAAAGGAGUUCAUUACCUAGUGUCAUCUCUUUUAGUAGUGGGACUGAUGAGAAAGGACCUCAGUUGACAGCCCAGUAGCCAGGGAAAGGUUUUAUCACCUCUAUAUGGUUUCAUAUCAGCUAUAGAAAGGGAACUGUUUCUGUAUAAUAACUCAUUAAGCAACAUAGUUUACAGGAUUUCCAUGACACAAUAUCCUAAGAUAUCCCUUUGAUCCUAAAGACUGGAUGAUACUGUAGUGGUUUAAGCAAGGACAAGCCUGGUGCUAAUUAAUAUCAUUGCCCAUUUAAUCCAAACCUGAAAGGUCAUUAGAGAAAACAUGCUGGUUAUCCAUGUCAGGAUCUAAAUUUGUACAAACCUGGCAAUGGAUAUACUAUGUUCAUGACUACAGUGUAUUAUUAACUAAUUAACUAAGGCCAAAGUGGUGGGACCACCCUUGCAUCUGCAGUUGUGCCGCUCAUUGUGGCCAUGGCAGAGGGUAGGGUCGGGACCCAAUUGCUGCACCAGCUCCUGGCUGGUGUGUGAUGAGGCCUGAUGCCAUUGUGUGGCAGCACUAAGACAGUCUCAGGAUCCAGCAAACCCAAAGCUGGCUUAGCCCUGCCCCCUCCUCACUCUUGGAACAGGACAGGAGAGCAGGACUGGGAAUUCUCAGUACCUUUCUCUCUGCCUCCUGAUUAUUUUGAUCCUUGUUCAGAUUUCCUGGCUUCCUUCUCAAGUGUCAUUGGAGGCAUUUCCAGAGAGCUUUCAUUGUCAGGACCUGAGAGUAUUGUUCCAUACUUGUUUAGACAAGUAAGGUGCUUUAACUCUUUCUUGUCUCUGCUGGGUCUAUACAGUGGACGGGUCAGUGUAGGCUGUGCCAGACAUACUUUGGUUUCUCAUGCUUGUUGUUGGCCAGGAGAGUGGAGUUACUUUGCCUUUCCCUAGGACACUGCAUGCUUCCAGGGACCUUCUCUGAUCUUAUAAUUGAGACUGAGGAGGCUAGAGUUCCGCUCUGAAUGGAAAUUCAUUUAUUGCAGCUAAUGCAAAAAUAAACUGUAUGCCUCAGAAAUUUUCAGAAGCCAGUAAAUGCAAAGUAAAGUUCAUGGAAUGAGUUCUUUUCCAUUAACUGUGCACCGAUGAAGUUUAGUGUUAUUAAACCGGUGCUCAGUGAAGCCUCUGUGUAUCUCUUGCCACUUCAUUAGUAAUCAAAAUAAACUCGAGAUGUCUUACCGUGUCACGUAAGUGGUCUAUUUGGCUCAGUUUCCUCUGCACUGAUUGGUAGUAGCUCUCCAGGAUUUGAGACCAGAAACUUUCCCUCCCCAAUCCAGAGGUGCCAGGAGUUGAAGGUGGGACCUCAUACAUGCAAAUCAUGUACUUUACCGCUGACAUAUUUCCCUUCAUUGAACUGUGCCAUUGCAUCUUAAAAAUCUGCUUUGUAGCCAUAGAUACAUAUAUACAUAGGUUCCUGCCUGCACACUGAGAUCUUAAUCAGAGGAUUUCUUGGUGUGUCUGCUUUCGAAGUCUGUGAGGUGGGCAUUCACAAGAGAGAUGACCUUUUUCAGGGCUGGCCCACCCAUGAGGCAAGGUGAGGCGACCACCUCAGGCAGCUGCAUCCACAGGGGCAGCAGGUAUAGCCUCCAAGGACUGUAUUGCCCGUUCCUGCUGCUGGUUGGAUCUGUCAUCUGUUCAGCAGCGCCCCCCUCCCAUGCUGCCCCUACAGUGGCCUGUUGGUCAAUAGGAGGUGUUGCUGGUCUUCUUCCAUCCUUCUUCCUGACGUAGAUCUUCACUUACUCAUUCCCUGACUGGGAGGAGGCACCAUUUUGUGAUUUGCUUCAGGAGCCAAAAUGUCUUGGGCUGGCUCUGCCUUUUCUGCACUGGCUGCUUGCCUUUGGAACUCCCUUUCAGUAGAGCUGCAGUGGGCAGCUAUACUUCAGGCUUUAGGGGAGGCCUUAAAGACUCAUUUGUUAUCAUAAGUAAGCCCCACCUGCGAUCACUGGAUGGAGACUGGAAUAUUAUGUCUGAGUCUGUUUCCACCUUCUGUGAAUGCUGUUUUAUUGAUGGCUUUAGUAAGAGUUUUUAUAUAGAUGCAAUGGAAUUUUAAAAUGGAACACAUUAACUCUCAGUAUACUAAAGGUUUUCUCUUCAGAUUUUUCAGUCUCGGGUCUGCUCAUCUGAUGCAUGACCUUUUGGCUACACAAGUCUCCUGGGAAGCAGACCAGUGGCAAAAAAAUGUAGAGGAUUUCAUGUUACAUGAAUGUCAGAUGCAGCUAAUUUUUUCAUGGCUUUAAGAAUGGAUGAUUUGUAGAUUACAGUCUUAGUGAAGUACUUGCAAAGCAUUGGGAAACUGCCUAGAGUCAACUUGGAUACCAGGAAAGGUUGCAUCCUUCCUUCAACUCUAUAAUUUUUCCAACUCUUUUCAAUUUGUCUUCUGUUGGAAAUGGGGCUUAAUAUUUUCCUCUGAAUAUACCCUGUCAUUUGAAAACCAAGCCCUCUUUCCAUCCCCAUAUUGUUUCUGUCUCUUUCUGCCGCCUGCUCUCCCAGUGCUAUAUAAUAUCUACCACUGGAGUAAUCAUUCUUGCUUGAGCCAUAGCAAUGCUUUAUAUUUCAGCCACUGAUACACUGGUUUACAGUGUGUUCAUUUUAAUAAUUUCAAUAUUUUUUGCUGACUUUAAAAAACGGGAAAAUCUCCACCCAGCAUUCUGAAGGUGGUUACGUUUAAGAGAGUAAUCAGCUUUCUUAAUAGGUUGGCAUCUGUUUGUCUCGUGAGACAAUGGAAGAGUGCGCCUUCAGAAGUGAAGUCAAGCUGUUGGAGAGUUACAGCGCCUGCUCUGGCUGUAGAGACUAAUACAGAAGAGACCUGUUUUGUUACAGCUGGGGCAGAUGAAGGCGUCCAGUUGUGCUGAUGCAGGAGUACUAUGGCAUUUCUUCCUUCUGCACUCCUCCCAGCGUUUAAGAGAGCAAUCAGCUUUUGUAAUAACUGCUCAUGUUACCACAUCCUAAGGCUCUUCUUUACUCCUAUAGAAGUGUUGAGAUGUUCGCUGCCAUUAUCUGUGUUAAAGCGUGAGUCCUAUGAGGAAGGUUUGGAGGAGUUGGGUGUGUUUAGCCUGGAGAAGAGAUGAUUAAGAGGUGAUAUGGUAGCUUUCUUCAAAUUCAUUUUCUGUUGCUCCGGAGGGUAGGAGCCAGCAGGUUCAAAUUACAAGGGAAUUUUAACUCAACAUUAGGAAGAACUUCCUUAACAGUUUAAGCUGCCCUUUAGUGGAACAGAUUGCCAUAGAGAGAGGUGUACUCUCCCUCGUUAGGGAAUUUUAAGCAGAGAUGUUGUAGCAUUGAAUUUCCUUCAUUGGCAGGGGGUUAUGCUAGAAAACUUGUGAAUCUCUUCUACCUCAAUGGGUUGUAGCCAGUUCUGUGCAAGAGCAUACGGAGUUUCACUCAUGCAAUGUGACUUCCAUUUUGUCUCCUCCUAUGCCUCUCCCCCAAUCUGCUCUAGAGGGUCCACCAACCCCCUUGAGCUGAUUUUGAGGAAGCGGGGAGGGGUUGGAGAGGAUAGGACAGUAGUAUGUUUUGCAUUGUUGGAAUACAGUUCUAUGAUUAUCUUAAGUACAAAUGUUACAUCAACUGAAUAUCCUUAAAGAAAAACCUACUGCCAUAAACUCACCACAAACAGUCAGGCAGGUGAGACAGAGACCUCCAUUCAGAUAAUCUUCAAAAUAAUGUUUUGGAGCAUUGGGAUUCCAUUCCCUCUGGUAUAGUGCUAACAUGCUGCAGAAGGGUACAGUUCUGCAGUGAAGGGGAAGCGGAGAGAGGGAGUGCUGGAUUAUUUUCAUUUGAAAUUUGUCUCCCUCCAUUUGCUUUUGUUGAUUUAUCUUCCAGAUUAUCUGCCAUCCUGUUAAACAUACUGAUUCUAUUAUGAGAGGUAUCACCUUUACAAAAUGUGUGCUCUUCCACCGCCAAGCUCUAGUUAGAGUUGCACAUAAUCUAGAAAGGCUAAGUAAUUUAGCUAUGGAUGCGGAAUAGUACAUUGUUUCUCAGUCCUACGCCCAAAUACAUAAAAAGAGAUGGUUGCCUUUGUUGUAAGAAUCCAGUGAUGCAGGGUACAUCAAAACCCCCAAAGCAAAGAAAGAGGGAUCCUAUUUAAUAAGCAGUGUCUGGGCUCUAUGACGCUUUCAAGUUCCAAGGUAAUGCAUUUCCUCAACAGGUAAUGUAUGUAGCAGUGCAGAUUGGCCUCUAGGUCUGUAGAGCACCUCCCUGUUUCUCACUUGUUCUUGCUGGCCCUCUAUUCUGCUUGUAUGGUCCUGUCUUCAUUAAGGGGAGUAUUUAACAAGUUCCAACCUUUCUGAAACCCAGUUGACCUCCAUCAGGAUUGCCAGCCCUGCAAGAUUUGCGCAGGCAAGACUUCCAAAGAAAAUGCCUCUAAUUUAGAAGGAGAACGCAGCUAAUGGCAAUCUGCCCCAAAGCAGGACUAAUAAGUAGUGUUGCUAGUAUUUGAGUUCAAACAGUUUUUGUAACACAAACUUGUACAAUGUAUUUUAGAUAUUAAUGAUGGGCCAAUAUAGCAAAAUGGUGCUCUUUCAAAUAAGUAUUACUAAUCCAAAAAUAGUGUAGUUUAUCUGAAAAACAAGUGAGCUCAUGUGCACUACACUUGGGUAUAGAACUUCUAUAAAAAUCCACUUAAUGUUACAUAUCACUACCCAAAGAUAGGAAAGAAGCAAUUUAAAAACACUUUUUUUGGGGGGGGGCAUACUUUAAAAUCUCUUUCCACUGCAGUAUGGAACCAGCGGUAUUCAUUUUUGAGGCCUCCACAGGAGGUUAAGAACAGUUUCAGGUUAAAAACGGACCUCCAGAACGAAUUAAGUACUUAACCCGAGGUACCACUGUAUUGUUUGCUUUGAUGAGUAAUGGCUCUCAGUCCAAGUUCUUUUGCAUUACAUGCUACCUAAUCCUUUCGCUAGGAAUUGAACAUGGGAUCUUCUACAUGCCCAAGCAUGUGCUCUACCACUCAGUUAUGGACACCUGCAUUGGUGGAGCUCAUUAUUACCAUUAACUGCUAAAAUGAUCAAUUGUAACAUUCCACCUCAUUGAGAGGGUGAGGACAGUUAAAAAAGGGGGGGAUAUUUUGAUUAAAUCCUGCAUUAGGGGUUGACUAUGAUUCCUAUUAGGUGGAUGAAUACUAGAUUGGGUUUCUGGGAGAGGGUGGGUACGUCACUUCCAGAAAACGGGUCAAAUCAUUAUGAGAAGUCAGGUCAUGCAGUUUAGAUGACAGCAAAUACUGUGUUUUUCAGACACUACUCAACAUGGAACACUCAGUGAAAACCCUAGGGUGGCUCUGAACAAGAACUAACAAGCUUUCUUGUCUGUUCAGGCAGUAAAAACCACGCUGUCAAAUAAUGUACUCCUGAAUAUGUUGAAGCAUAUGUUUUUCAUAGCCUGUAGCGUGUCAUGGGUGUAUGUCAUAAGCCCUGGUGGCAUAAGGACAGAAAUCUAUGCCUUAUUGCAGUAUUGCUUUUUAAAAUAACUGCUUGUUCUCUUUCUGUUCGUGGCCAGAUCAUUGCAGUAGUCAUGGACCAGUUCACUGACAGGGACAUCUUCCGGGAUAUCGUAGAUGCAUCAUACAAGCGUCGGAUCCCCGUUUAUAUAAUCUUGGACGAAGAAGGCUCUAAAUUUUUCCUGGAAAUGUGCAAAGGCAUGGAGCUGAGUGAUUUCUAUAUCCGGGUGAGCUGAUGAUGUGCACUGUGAUUAAUGAGAAUCAUAGCUGAGAGGUAUCAAAGCACAGUUUUAAUAUAAAUUUUGAGUAGAUUAAAUAAUUAUUGUAUUGAUAGAGGACUUGGACUUGAUUCUUUCUUCACCUUCUAUUGCCACUGAUCACCUAGCCAGGUGUCCCCUCCAUCUUCUCUUUGUGCAGUUGGUUCUUCCUGUCUUAAGUGUAAAACCUUGCAUUUGUCCCUGUUGGGAUUCAUUAUUAGUUUUGACCUGGUUCUCCAACUGUUAAGGUCAAUUGAAUCCCAAUUCUGCCUUCUGUGGAAUUAGCCAUCCCUCCCAGUUUGGUGUCAUCGGCAAAUUGGAUGAGCAUCCCUUCAAUUCCUUCAUCCAAGUCAUUUAUAAAGAUGCUCGAUAACAACAGGCCCAGGACAGAAGCCUGCACUUCCCCACAUGUCACUUUUUCAUGAUGAUGAGGAACUAUUAAUGAGCAGUCUUUUUGUGUGGUUGUUUCACAUUUCAUGACUUUAUGCACAUCUUGUUCAUGAAUUAUUAUUUAUUUAUUUAUUAUGGAAUCAGUCAGUGAUUUAUCGUAUGGUCACAGACCCAUUAAAAUUAUUAUAGAAUUGUUACGUGACUUACAUUGUAAGCAGGGUUGAGCACAAGUCACUUCUCCACCUUCGCUGGAACCUUUGUCCUCUAGUGAAGACGCAGGGAGAAUUACUAUAAUCUUAAUGGGACUCGAGCAAAGGUUGCAACAUUUUCAGAUAGUGGAGUACCACUUUAUGAGGCAGCCUUUUAUUCCCAUUUACAAAAAAGGCUCGAGGGACGAUCCCUCCAACUAUAGACCUAUAAGCCUCCUGAAUAUAAUGAGUAAAUUAUACACUAAACACCUCAGCGAGAAACUGUGCAAAUGGAUAGAAAGAGCGAAGAUUCUUGAGGAUGCACAGGCAGGAUUUAGACAAGGGAGAUCCACAAUGGAUCACUGCCUGAUCUUACAGCACCUAGCUGAGAAAUACACGUCGCAUCACAAUCACCACCUAUUCGCAGCAUUUGUAGAUUUUAAAGCAGCCUUUGACUCCAUCCCAAGAACUCGACUCUGGGACAAACUCUACAAAUCAUCCAUAGACCGACGUCUGCUGCUACUAAUAUACAAACUGUACAACAACACAUGACUUCGUAUAAGAUGCAGCCAAGAAGGUCAACUCUCUAAUUUCAUUAGAACAACAAAGGGAGUUAAACAAGGAUGCAUUUUGGCCCCCUUUUUGUUCAACAUCUAUAUAAACUCCCUAAUAGAUCACCUACAAGGAGCGGAUACACACGCCCCAAAAUUAGCAGACAAAAAACUGCCUAUCUUACUCUAUGCAGACGAUGCGGUUAUAUUGUCCCAGACUCAGACGGGCCUCAAAAGAGCUCUUAACAGCUUAUCCCAAUACUGUAGAGAAGAGAAACUAGCAGUGAACUACCAAAAAACAAAAAUCAUGGUUUUCUCUAACAAAAGGAAAAUAUACAGAUGGAAUUUAGACAAUCAGGAGAUUGAACAAGUGACAUGCUUUAAAUAUCUAGGAGUGAUAUUCCAAGCAUCAAGGAAGAAGACUGCCCACAUAAACUACAGCUCCUUUACAGCACAAAAAUGUACAACAGCAAUCCUAAGAUUCCAUCGUACAAUGGGAGGAAAUUUCAUCCCUGCUACAAUUAAACUAUUCGUUGCAAAACCAACAGCACAAAUCCUAUAUGGCGCACCACUCGUCUCCCUCUCUAAUCUAGACCCAUAUGAGAAGAUACAAUCAGGCUUCCUUAGAUCACUCCUGCAAACACCUAAAUGCGUCCCAAACGCCGCCUUACGACUGGAAGCGGGCUUAUACAGCAUUAAAGCCAAAAUAUGGAUAAGAACCUUAUGCACUUGGCUAAGACUUAACAACUCGCCGGUUGGACUACUUUCCCUGAUGCUUCUUGACAAAUUCCAAUCUAGGUGGUUGAAGGGCAUUCUCAGAAAACUGGCCACAUAUGGUCUCUCCCCAGAGUAUUUAUUAAGUUUAGAAAGGGGAAGGGCCAAGAACAUAAUCAAAGAAAGACUCAGGGACAUUGAAACCCAAAAUGACUUUAACCAACUUCCGAUAACUUAUAAACUUCUAUACAAGUCCCAAAGGCCCCAUCUAGCAAACUAUCUCAAAGAUCUAGACAACGCUAAACACUGAUGGGCAUUUUCCAGGGCCCGCUUUAACGCUCUCCCUUCAGCUCUUCUAGAGGGAAGAUACAAUAAAAUACUGAUCGAACAAAGAUUAUGUCCCUGUAACAGCAAUGAAAUCGAAACCAUUGGGCAUGUCAUUUUAUACUGCCCAUUAUAUCGAGACUCAAGAAAAGAGCUGAUCGAACCGAUUCUGAGGAAAAUACCUCGUAGUACAGACGGCACCUAUAUCAGACACCUCUUAGCUGACAAAGAGCCCGAAACUAACAGGUCCGUGGCAAAGUACUGUUACAUUGCAACAAGAAUAAGACGAGCAAUGAUGUCUACAAAGGAGUUCAAACUGUAAACAUCUAAGGAACGAUAAUAAACAGUAGCGACUCCUGAACUGAAUUUUAAAAACUUAAAACUCGAAACCUGGUCAUAAAUAUAAGCACCAAUUCUGUGAAUUGGCCAUAUUUUUACUGUUACUUGUAGCACAAUACUACUCUUAAUGUCAUAUUUUAUAAAUUGCUUCCUGGUCAUUGACCGUAUUAAAGAUAUUUGAUUUGAUUUUUGCAGGGUUGAGCACAAGUCACUUCUCCACCUUCGCUGGAACCUUUGUCCUCUAGUGAAGAGAAUUACUAUAAUCUUAAUGGGACUCGAGCAAAGGUUGCAACAUUUUCAGAUAGUGGAGUACCACUUUAUGAGGCAGCCUUUCCACCUUUUCCUUUCCUUUUUAACAUGAAAGAAAGGCAAGCUUCUAUGCUCAGCAGCAGCUGCCAGUUGCUUCUAAAAUUGUUUCAGAAUGGCACUGGGAACAUUGCUAGAUGAUGGCAGAGUGUGGUUCCCAGCAAUUUUGUAUGAAAAGAGAGAUGGAGGUCCAUAUGUGCAUAAGGAUUUAUUAUCACUGGUUUCAGAAGCCCUUGUUUCUGAAUAAUUGUCUUCAGCAUUGCAGCCUAAGCUGCAGUGCUCUGUAAUGCUCUGGUAUUUGCUUCAUUCUCUCUGCAAAAAAAGGUGUGCGGAUUCUUUCUUUCUUCAGUUUAAACAUUCUCUGUAGAUUCCCACAAGUUUUAUUGCAUGAAGAGGUGCUCUUGCUUUCUUCUAAGACUGAAUAGCAUCUUUGUUCACUGACUUUCACCUUUAUAGAUCUGGUCAGCCUUUUGCAAUGCAUGGUCUCUGAUCCUCUGUUCCCCCAACUGUUCCAUUUGAAUGCCCAUUGUCUACUUUUUCACAGCUGUUCAGAUGAAUGAAGUAAGAACUGUCAAGCACUUUUUAUAUUCAGCAUACUAUGGAAAUUAUUAUUGUUGAUAAUCAUCACCACUUUUUUUUCAGGUACAAAGAACCUUCCCUAAAUUAGGGUGUUUCUAAUCAUGAAGGUUCUCAUUCUUCACCAGACAACUACUUUUCCAGGCUCAAAUAAGUUUGCCUUUCUUUCUUUCUUUCUGAAGACGGUUAAGAAACUUCAGCUGGUGCAGAAUUUGGCAGCCCGGUUGUUCGCCUUUUGGCAAGAUUGUUUGAGUGUAUUAUACCGAUCCUGGCCCAAUUGCACUGGCUGCCAAUUAGUUUCUGGGCCCAAUUCAAAGUGCUGGUUUUGAUCUAAAAAACCUUAAAGGGCUGAGGACCAAAACACUCCAAGGGGCAACUAUCCACAUAUGAACCUACCCAGACCCUGAAAUCAUCAUCUGAGGCCCUUCUUUGUGUGGCUCCUCCACAAAGGGUCCAGAGAGUGGCAACACAUGAACAGGCUUUUUCUGCAGUGGCUCCCUUGUUGUGGAAUGCGCCUUCAUAACAUAUCUUUAGGCUCCAGGCAAAAACAUUUAUCUGUAACCAGGCCUUUGGCUGAUUAACAUUCUAUGACCUUUUACAUGUGUUUGUGGGAGGGGAGGUUAUUGGUUUAUUUUAAUUUUAUUAUGUAUUUUGGGUUCUCAUUUUGUCUUUGUAUGUUGUGAACUGCUCUGUGAUCUUCAGAUGAAGGGUACUAAAUAAAAACAACAACAACAACACUGUGCUUUUUCUUUCUGUCAGAAUAUCCGUGUGCGUUGUGUGACUGGAGCUGGGUUCUACAUGCCAUCAGGGAAGAUCCAAGGCAACUUGGCUACACGCUUCCUGAUGGUGGAUGGUGAAAAAGUUCUUACUGGAUCGUACAGGUCAGUUGCUAACUCAGGGUGGGCGUUCCUUUUACAUAUAUGCAUGUAACUUUCCCUCUGAUAACUGGAACAUGAAAUGUGUCCUGAUCCUUUUGCAACUUAGCUUAAUAAUUUGUUCCUAGUUUCACACAUGAAGUCAGACCUUUGGUCCAUCUAGCCCAGAAUUGUUCUCACAUUGCCUAUGUUUCUAAGUAAAAAUGCACAAGAUUGGGAAGCAUGAGGGCAAAGCGGGAUGUAGAAGGAAUAAGAAACACAGAACAAAGGCAGAAAGGAAGAGAAGUAUGUGAGCAAUAUGAAGCAGGAUUAAGAGGGGAAGAAGGGAUAUAAGAGAAAAGAUGUACACAGAAAUGACAAAAAUGUUUGACUGUCACCUGUCUAUCUUCCAAGUACUUUCUCUGCUAUGUGUGUCUACAAAUUAACAAAUGUACUUGGAUAAUAAAUAUGCUUCCUGAUUACUACGACAUGUUUUCCUAGAUGGUAUGAGCUUAGAUGUGAGAGGGUAACUGUUUCUGAUUGCAGUGCUUUUAACAACAAUAUCUCUUGUUUGAUAGUUUCACAUGGACCUCAUCCCACAUAGACAGAAACAUGGUCUUGUACUUGACCGGGCAGCAUGUGGAGAUGUUUGAUAUUGAAUUCCGUGAACUCUAUGCUAUUUCGGAGGAGGUCAACCUCUACAAGGAGCUGAACCUUCCGUGCCCUUUCCGCCAAGGCGUCGGGAGAAUGGGAUUUUCCUCCUCUACAGUGGCCCGGAAGGCCAUCAGCCCAAAGUAUGGACUGGUAGUGGCAGUUCCCCCAGGUGAAAUGAUGCGCUGGGCCUCCCGCCAGAGGCACGAGUCACAAGGGACUCAAGAAGCACAGGAAGAAGAAAGUGAGUCCAAUAGGCGACUACAAACUUUUCUGAAUGACCUUAUCACGGUGGAGCAAGUGCUGCCAGAUAUUGAGCCUCCACUUGAGGACCUGAACAGAGGAAACCGGAGUCCUCAGAAACUAUUUUCCCUAUUAAAAUCCAAAUCCAAAUCCAGGGAGUCCAUCCGUGACCUCAGGAAAGAUGAUGUUGCCAAUGGGGAAGCUGGUUCCAAACCAGUCAAGAGGUUUGGCAGUGGAUUUUUCAGACGGGCCAAGCGGCCACCACCCUUCAAUGCUGAUGCCAGUUCUAUUGCCAGUGAUAUUGCUGAAGACUUUGUGGUUGUGAAGACAGGAAAGGAAAGCCAGGCUAGCCCUCGCCCGGUCAGCGUCCGUAGUAGUGGGGCUAAUUCAGGUAAAUAAUCCUGGGGAAGACUCUUUAUUUUUUGUUUUUACCAACAAAAUAGUUACUCUUUCAGGAUUUUUUUCCCCAGAAAAGCUUGCCCUUCUCUAUUCUGCUUUCAGAUCCCCAAACUUCUAUACUGGGUGAUAGACCAGUCAGUGUAUGGGCAGAGUAAAAGGAGGGCAGCUAUAUCAAGUAUUAGUAUAAUCCUGAAGUCUGACACUAACCUCAUCUGAUAGCUUUGUUUCUAGAUGAGUUUAAUUUAGGGGGCUAAUGGGAUAAUUUCAUAUUUCUCUCUCUUUCAUAAAUUAGGUUCAUAAAUCAGGUAUUUUGAUUCCAAGAAGGAAGCAGAUUGUCAUUCUGUGUUGCGUGAGUGUAAUGUAGGUUUAUUAGCAAAACUGAGAUGCCUCAUGCCACUUAACUUUAUAUGACUGGGAAGAGAGUUGCUGUGACAAACAUGGAAGGUAUUUGUAUUCAAAAUGCGCCCCUGGAUGCACCAGCCGAGGCUUAAAUAGACUCCUCUUAUGUUGUUUGACUCUUUCAUAAGACACCUUGAUGCAUUUAAUCUGCUAUCUUACACUGUUCAAGGGUGAAGGGUGAAAUUCUGACGUCUUUGUUUUGUUAAUAGCAAAAUAUUUUAUCAUGGGGUUGGGAAUGAGACAUGUCAGAGCAGACAGAUCCACUCAGCAUCUACCGUGUGUGUGUGUGUGUGUGUGUGUGUGUGUGUGUCUAUGUAUACACAUGUGUCCCUAUCCUCUGAUGAACAGAACUCCAGUAGAACACACUUCCCUUCCCUGGAGCUGUCAUUUGCAGUGUGGUUUGGAGAAGGAAACAAGUGUUAAAAAGAGAUUCCAGGUGGUGUUUUUUUCUGCAUUUUUCAUAACCUCGCAUAAAUGAGGCAGUAUCCUGCCUGUCUCCUAAGCCCGCUGUGCAUUCUAGAGGGGGAAAUGCUAGCAACAACCAUUAAAAGGGUCUCUUGUAAUAAGCUAAGCCAGCAUUUGUGGAAUCUUUAUAUGAGGCCUUUUGGAAUUCCCUUAUAACAAUUCUUUCUUGUUUAUAAUUACUGGCUACAGUAUGGCUUGCAGUUGUUUAGUCUUCUUAACUUUGGGGGGAGGGAACUAACCUGUGGCCCUUCAGAUGUUGAUAGACUCCGGUUUCCAUCCCCUCCAACCAAUAAGGCCCAAUGGUCAGAGAUGGUGGAAGUUGCAGUGCAACAAUUUGACUGAUGGUCAGUUUUGUAGCUUUUAAUGACCGAAGUCCUGUAGCUAUUAACUACUUCCUCUAAAGCAGACAUGGCUAACCCAUGGGCAGCAUCUGUCCCUCAAAACAUUUUUGUGAGUCUCCAACAGCCCCCGCUCCACAUCAUAUGCCAGUUUGGGGAUGGAACUGGUUAGUGAAGUUUAAACAACAGCCUUGCUGUGUGUGCCAAGUUGAUCAGGCUUGACCUGAAGCACUCAGUUUGGGAAUCUUCUUUUGCACAAGGAAUGCAAGGAUACCUGGAGCCUUCCCCACAAUUUGGGUUUUCUGCAGAUUGCCUUUUGCUCCAAUUCAGCUUUGAAGAGUUAAUUUUUGCAGGGAAGGCUCUGGAGCAAUAAAAAAGUGUGCAGGAGCUUUAAAAUGUGCACCAUGCUUGGAAAGCGCAUAGGAAAAGUAAGUGUGGAUAAAGCCCUAAAAGUAAGCUGUUUUGUAGUCAUAUAUCUCGAGAAGCAAAAGUUCUGUCCCAUAGAAUCCAGAAAUUUGAUUGACUUUUGAAAACAACAUUCUUCUCUGCAAAGAUUCAGGUAUGAAUUGUCUCAGUAAUGUUCUCUCCACAUGCAUGGGAACAUCCUCCAUUUGCGUGGGUACAAAAAUUUCUCAUAGUAAAAUAGCAAAAGUCUGCUUUUUGCCACCUUGCAUCACAGGCCCAACUUGAUGGUCUUCAUGCUUCCUGUUAGCAAAACCCAUUCACACACAAACUUCAUGCAUGCCUGUGGUUUCCAAGCAACUACUAAAGCUUGUCUAUUGUUCUUGAGAAGUAACUACAGCUUCAAGGCUGAAUAUCUUACAAAAGCUAAGCUUCAAACUAGGUUACAAACACAGCUUUGCUAAUAAUGAAAGGAUAGCAUUGAAUUUGAGAGGUUUAAAAAAGUAUUAUAUGUAAUAAAGAAAGAAUAUAUCAUAAGCAUAAAUGUCUCUAGCCAGCAUUAACUUCCUAGGUUACCAAAUACACAAGUUGGCCCUAGUGCGUCUGCUUGUUAGGGUUACCAAGUUACUAAAACCAUGUUUCAAGAUGCAUUUUAAUCAUGACACUCCCAAUGAGUCAUUUGUUUUUAAAAAAAUGAGUUUAAAAUUAUUGUUGACUCCAGGGGGGUCUCCUGCUGUGAUGGCAUGAUGCCAGAAGUUUUUUUUUGUGGGGCCCCCAUAGCCCCCUGAAAUUUCCAUUAAAAUUAAAUAAUAGUCUUUUAAAAUUAAAUAAAAGAUUUGCUGCCUGCUUCCAUAUAGUCUCCACAGGUGCUGCUUUGUCGAAUUUAAUAUAGAACAAUGAAUGGUGAUGAAAUGUUUUCAAAUAAUGUAGAAUGGCUGAUGGUAGUGCUUGGGAAGGCAGUUCUUGCCACGGCUGUUUUGACCCUGAGGGUUGACCCUGGGUCAGUGUGGCCCUCAGUCCAAAAAAGAUUAGCUACCCCUGCUCUGAAGUUAAAUCUGUUCACUGUCUAGCCUAUCCUCUAACAGUGGCCGUGUAGGAUGAAAUAGAAGGAGCUGCAGAACCAGCACAAACUGUGGGAGAGGGGAGAGCUGUGCAGUAGUCAGAAGUUUCUAUACACCCCUCCCUCCCCCCCCCCCACAUCUCACAAUCUUUCCAGGCAAACGUUACAGUUCAAGUACCCAUUCCAGCCAUACUUGCCCUCCAAGCCUGAGCUUUCCUACUCCUGGAUUAGAGACUUUGGUUUAAUAUUUUUAUUCUGCUUUUCCAACAACAAAUGUUGAGCUCAAAGCAGCUCACAAUAAUCACAGCUGCAUUUAAAAAACAAGCAUUGCAAUCACUAACACCGCAGUAUAUAAAUAAAGCAAACAACAAAUUCAUCAGAGCAAUACAACUCAAUAAUUGGAACCCCAGAGUUGAUACAGUAUGUGAAGUUGUCUCAAAAUACAAUAUACACUAAGCCGAACAAUUUCAGAUACUUCAGUAGGAAGGAACCCACUUAAGGCUGUCGAAACUACUAAUCACCACAGUUCAGAAUUUGCUCCACUUGCCUUUGCCAUAAAUGUUUUAUACUUGCAGCCAGUGCAAGAAAGCACUGUGUGUUUCACUGCCAAGGAAGUAAUCAAUGGCAGCCUGAGAGACCUAUGGCAUAUAUCAAGCUAUAGUGAGAAGCCAGCCACAUGUCAUGUAUAAAACAUUAAGCUGGCCACCAGACCUGGAUGGUAUUUGAGAAGAUGGGAAAUUGGGUAACAGGGCAUAAGCUGUGCUAAUUGGUACACUAAUAUUUCUAGGUAUACAGGUACUGUCUUUUAACAUUGAAUGGUUAUCACUCACAGUAACUAGAGUUUCCCCAUUGGAAUAUGCAUGGGGAGGUUCCCAGCUGUUGAGGAAAGGAAAUAGGAAGAUGAGGAAAUUCUGGUUGGAUAUCUUGAGGUUUCUGCCAUUUUAGCUUGGAAGCGAUGGUCAGAAGCACCUCCCCCACCCCCACCCCCACCCUUUUUUUUUAACUGGAGUAUAAAUUGUAACACCGAAAGUUUAUUUACAUUUCAGCUUAAUACAUUUUGAGACCCUUCUUGGAGAUGGGCAGUCUGUUUCUUUUGCGUUGAAAUCUGCAUAGCACAAGACAUGCACAGAUUCAAACAUUGUGUUUUAAUUCACAGCAGAGAAAAAAAUCAUUUAUCAUUUGUAACAUUUUAUUAAAGUUGACCAGAGGGCAUGCAGCAACCCCUAGUGAUAAAACUAGAAAAUAGCAGAGGCCCAUAUAGAUAUAUAAUCCAAAGUGAAGGUUAUUAAAGCUUUCUGUAUGUUGAAAUUUUUCAUUCUGUGUAUGCAGUGAAAAAAGUUUUAGAUUGUAGCAAUUAGAGCACAAAAAGAACAGCUCAACUCAGGUGCCAAAUGAGCAGGUUGAUAUAGUGUGUAUGGAGGACCAGGACUGAAUCUAAAGCUUAAGUUUUGAACGUGGACCAGUGUCCUGGUACCUAUCAACUAGUAAUUUUACAGCGGACUAUUCAAGUAAAUAAUGUCUAAAUAUAAGUCACAUGAACAAAGUGGUGCAUGUGUGCACAUGCAGUGCCUGGUGGAGAGCGCUUCCUGGACUGGUUGCCUUUCUGCCUACUCACCCAGUUAGGAGAUUCUCACUGGUAUUGUCUGUGGCACACAGAGGGAGGGGGACUGGGGACUGCUUUUCCAGGGCACCAGCUAAAGAGGAUGAAAACGGCGGUGGGAAAGCCAAGAGAGGCUACUUCCACCCUUAGCAUCUGCUGCCUGAGGUGAUUACCUCAUUCUUCUUAACUACCCUUAAUGUAGUUUGCAAUUAUCUAAAUAAUUUUACUUUGAACGAGAUGCAUUUAAAAAAACGUUUUUGUUAAUGUUGCUUCUAAUAAUCCUGAAAAAAGGAAAUGGCCUUCUCAAUGGCCUUCAUUUGAUAACUGUAUAUAUAAUAUGAUGCUUAAAUACUGAAGUUCUGCUUUAUUUACAAGAAGUGUUCAAAUGCAUACAAGUCUAUAAAAGUAUUAGUAAUUAAACAUGGUGCUUUGAUGGUAUCUGCACCUCUGUUAAAAAGCUGAAAAGACCAUAUUUUGUGCCGUAACAAAAUUUGUAAAUUAAUUGGGAAUAAACAAUUGAAAUAGUUUGAAAAAUGCCUUCACUGUGGAAACAUUUCUGGAAUAUCUUUCCUGUGGCUGUGGGUGGGGAUCAUGAGUUGCAGAAGGGAAAAGGAAAACUGAGAAGGUAUACCUGAAUGUGUUAAUUUUCUUUUUUAAAAGCACGCUUGAAAUCUUUUAAUUAGAAACAUUUGGUUCAUUUUGUUUUUCUGAUACAGAAAGAAUGAGACCAAGCUCCCCUUCAGGGGACAGAGCCAAACAGUCCAACUGUGUGGUGUCGUGAUCUGAGGAAAACAGCGACGGGAAAACUGAGAACCCGAAGGGACAAGUGUGGCUGUGGAAUAUACAGCUGUGGGCUGAUUUCAAACCUACAGUCCCAAGUUCCUCACAAUGGUCUGUAUCAACACUCUACUGUCAAGGUCGGAGCUGGUACAUCCAUCUAAAGUGCACAUGCAGAGUAAAACACAUGACAUGGAAGAUUCCUAUGUGGAGAGGUAGCAGCAUGAAUUAAAUAACAGUGAUAAGUGGAGUUUGGAGUUUAAAUCUGUGCUGACAUACAUGUAGGGGUGCUUUCUAUUUCUAUGUGUUGCUUCUUAAAUUUGGUUACAGGCUUAAGAAGAACACGGUUAUAUUGUUGAUAAUUGUACUGUACCGCUGUUGAUUUUGUGAGUCAGAAACACAAAUCAAAGUUAAAAGGUAGAAUCCAGAGAAGAUGGUCAAAGCUGGGGAUUUUGUAUGUCUGAGGCAGCAUUUCUCAAACAUCCGAACAUCUCCAAUCAUCUACACACCUUUAACAUUUACUAGAUCUUCUGCACCUUCCAUAACCUUUUCUGUAUCCUAAUGUAUGGAUAGCCACCAUGUGGCAGUGACAAAGACAAGAAGGGGCUGUGGAAUUGCUAGAGAAGGUCUGGUGGGCUCAUGCUCCCGGCUGUGGCACAGAGUUGGGCCUAUGCUCCUGCUUCCUUCUGCUGAGCUACACAACUCCCUACCUGGACUAAAACAGUUAUGCUAAGGACCUGGGAGCUGCAUGUAUAUUGUACAGUGGCACUAGUUCAGAACCUCAGGUUCAUGGCCCAUAUGCAACCCUUCAGGCCUCUCCAUCUGGGCCAGACCCCUUCACCAGACACACCCCCUGCCAGACCUGCUUAGCCCCCUCCUUGAGUGUUUUUGUCUGGUUGGAAUGAUGUGUCCUUGAAGCCUGCUGUAACAAACAUAAAAUUAACAUUUGUUGCUGAGCCCACCAGUGACAUGUGGCCUCUGGAAAGUUGCCCAGGAGGUAACGUGUCCCCCUGCCCAUCACUAAUCUAAUGGGACUUGCACACUUACAAAAAUGCACUAAAUUAUAUGUGCUGCCCCCACUUCCUCUGAUGACUCCUGAUUUCCAUUUGGGGGGUGGUGGCCUAAGGAUUUCUGUACAUGUUUGUUUCUCCUCUUCAGAAAUCUAUUAAGAUUGCUCUAGGCAAUGAAGAAAGAGUCAGUGAAAUUGAUACCCAAUUCCUCUUCAUUCCAUAUAGAGCUUGACAUUUAAACAAAUUUUAUGCCCUAUAAUGGUUAUUUGGAUGAAAGCAUGGGUCAUAAUGCCAGGUGAUGCUUAUUAAGGUGUGCAGGUGAGAUUCUACAUGGUCUCUAUUAAAAAAACACAACUUAAAAGAUGCACUAAUAAGAGUAGCAGGUGGCAAAACAAUGCAAGAUUAGUAUAAAUGAAAUCAUUUAAUCUUCCCUUGCAUCUCGUUACUUUUGUCCAGAUUUAUAACGACAAAUGAUUAAAAGUACCUAAUUCAGUUCCUUAUUCCAGCGCUUUAAAAGUCAAGGUUGUCAGUGCAGAGUCACACUACUUUAUACAAGCCCAGUGGAUUAAUUCAAUAUACGGACAUUUGUUUUCCAGACAGCUGUCCUAUAGUCAGUCUAUGGCUUUAUGCUGCCUUAAACAGUAGCUUUCAGGCCCUACCAGAGGCUGUCUGCCUUUUUGUAUCCAGCCUGUCUGUUACGGAAUACUAAUCAGCAGAGAGUGAGGUGCAGAGUUUGCCUUGUUUAACACACAUGCUAGCUCUGUUUGAGAAUGUUCAGUAAGAAAUACAUCCAAGAGAAAAUGUCACACACACUGUGCUUUCGAAUUGCCUGCUGUGUCAGCUUUUAUAGCAAGGGGUCUUCCAGAAAUUGGAUUACGUUUGGAUGGCUGAGGGGUUGCGCGUGGGGGAGCUCAUGCCUAGCCAACCAUCUAUUUAUUAGUGCUAUUGAACAUUGAUUUAAUGGUAUGCGGGGCAUGUGCUGUACUCUGCCUGGAAGCUGUUCAUUACAGCGAUUUCCCUUCUUCUGUACACAUGGCUAGUUAAACUGGAUUCCAUGGAGAUUAACGGUGUAUUAAAACCGCAAUGGUAUUCACCCACUUCUCCAUCUAUAUUCAGAUGGCCAACUUUCAGCCAGACGUGGUAUAUGCACGCAGUACAUUUAACUUCCAAGUGGGAUGAUUGUACUUCAAAAAUAUAUCAAUGCAACCAUUGUUGUAAUAGUCACAGCCUCUGCCUUCACUCUGCUGAACGUAAGCAGUUCACUUGUGUCAAAACUGCCUUGAAUCCCUUGGAAAAGGUAGUCUGUUUUGAUUUGGAGUAGCUCCAAUUGAAAAAUAUGUACAUAUUAAAACAUCCAGGCAAAUUUAUAUUUAAAAGGUAAUUUAUUUUUAAAAACUAAUUCUAUAUUUUAAUUCCAUGUGCACUUGUAAGUUUUUACAGGGCUCAAUCAUGCGUUCCAAAAACUAUAAAUCCAAGUAGGUUUUGGUUUUGUUUUUGUUUUUAGAACAAGUCCCAUGAAUUGUUCCCAUUAUCCCCAGGUACUUUUUUUUGUGGCUCUUGUAUUUGUUCAUGAUCUUAAAAAGCCACUUGAUUUCAAAAGUGUUUCAUGAUUGUGGAUAUGUAUUUUUAAAUGUGAUACUUUUGUUGUUGUUGAAAUGCAGAAACCACAAAAUGAAAUGAAACUAAAUCUUGAACAUCAUGUUUUUCUACAGCCACAGAUAAUUUGAAGGGACGGACUGAUGUGUCUGAAUGUUUUAACACCCAGAUGAAAUUAAAAUUGAUGUGGUACUGGAAUUGUACUUUAGAAUGAUAGUAAUACCCAUUGCAUUGCAAUGCAAUUCAAAAUAUGCUCAGGUGCAUACAGAUGUGCAUGCAAACAAGGCCUGAAUUGUUUCUGUUUGACUGCUGAAGCCCAGUUUCCCCUAUUUGAUAGAUGUAUCAGUCAGCAAAUCAAUUUCUGAUCUAAUACUCCAGCGUUAGUCAACCCAGGGCCCCUCAAAUGUUGGAUCCCCCUCCCAGCAUCACUGAUGAUUAGACAUGUUGACUGGAGCUGGUGGGAGUUGGAAUCCAACAUCAACUGUGAACCACCCUGAGAUCUUAUGAUGAAGGGUGGUAUAUAAAUCUAAUAAACCAUCUGGAUGGCACUACAUAGCUACUGCUUCAAUAGUCAGAUCUUGGUUCCCAUGUCCACCAUUUUAAAAUGUACAUUUUUAAACUUUGAAAUUGCUGCAUGUACAUGAGCAUGCGUACACUCAUUCACCCCAUGAGCAAUGUGUGUGUAAACAUUGGCAAAUUGUUUUGGGGGAGGGGGAGAUGAGUUAGUGAUGAUACCUGUUUAGGGCCAAUUAGUACUGUGCUUUUGCUGCAGACGCUAAUGGUUUCCUCUGAACUUGACCCAGAAGAUAAAUUAGUAUAUUUUAAUAAAAACAUGAGUGUGUUUUGAUGAUGGGUUUACCACUCAGAUUAUGUUCAUAUGUGCACACCCUUCUUUAUGGAAAGCUUCAACUGCAAUUAAAUUCUCUGACAAUCAGAUCUACACAAGGGGUUUGCACAUUGACAGUGGUAUUGGGAACAGAACUUUCAUGAGGAAGAUGUACAAGCACAUAUUGCACAAAAAACCCCAAUGCUACACAAAUUGCAUUUUGGGAUCUGUACAGAUAACCAUUUCAGAACACAUUCUACCAGAGAUGUGUAGCAAAGUUCUCCUUAACACUAAGUCAACUAAACUAUGCCUGGGGUGAACAAAGUAGCCUGUCAUCAGGUAUUCUAGUCUAGGGUGGUUUAGUUGGGUCACUCUGCCCGAGUCAUAACACCCACCAUGAACUUUUGGGAAGGGAUUGUGGCAUGGUGUUGGGCUUUGCACCCAGAAGGUCUCAAUUUCAUUCCCUGGCAUCACCAGUUAAAAGGAUCUUCGGUAGCAAGUGAUGAGAUAGACCUCUGCCUGAGAAAUUGUGGAGGUGCUGUCAGUCAGAGUGGACAAUACUUGGCUAGAGGAACAAAUAGUGUGACUUCAUGGAGCAAUUUUCUCUGUGUGAGAGAGAGGGAAGGAGGGUCUGGCUGACUUGGUGAGAGCACAGAACAUCUACUUACUGAAGUUUUUAAUGACGUCUCAAGCUGAUCUAUAUUAUGCUAGCAAGCAGACCUGGUCAUUGCUGAGGCUUUGAUAUAUGCAGGUUAUAAAUCUACACGUAAUAAUACACACCUAAGUUCCAUUUAGGUUGGUGUGAUUUAAGAGGGCAUAAAAGAGAUCAAGAUUUCAGUCUGAGUUUGCAAUUAAUUGAUGAUCAUCUUAUAAACAUUUUAGGACCCAUUCGUUCUAGUCUCUCCCUGAAAUCUGGUAGCAUAGUGGAACUGAAUUGGCCUAACUCACCCAUGUGAAUGUUAUGCAAAUGAUGUUUAGUGAUUUUAUUUGUGCAGUAUACUUCUUCUGUAGCUUAUGCUAAAAGUGUUGUGUAUAUUUGGAAUUUAUUUCAUUACAUUGCACAGCAUUGAAGAUAAGUGGAUCUGGUCAUAAUUCUAAAAUAAUGUCUUUGAAAAUUCACCACUUUUCUUCAGUCCCUUGAAACUUUCUGUUUCUCCAUGAUGAACAGAUUUUGAUUAAAAACUGAUCUCAGGAGUUUAUUAGAAGAUUCAUCUCAUAGCCUGUCGACUUAUUGUAUACCCAUCUUCUGAGUAAUUUUCGUCAAUAUUUUUAAAGGUCUUCAAUACUUCCUAGUUAUCCAGAAAUUAUUUGCUGCAUAUUUCCCAUUAAGGCUAGGCUUAAAAGGAAAUCUUUCAGCUGACUUUCAGCUAUUUAAUUUAACCCUGUGCUCACAUAUAAAAUUACUGAGUGCUUCCCUGAUUAUAAAACCUCUUGAUCCACUUCAUAUACAACAUGAAAAAAGAAUAUGGAUUAUCAGCUGCCUUUCUAUGGAGGGGGAGGAAUACUAGUGCAGCCAAUACCUUUGGAGGGACACUUCUAAAUAAUUGGAUAUAGACAUAGGUGGAUCAAUAGUUUGACGGUAUAAAGCAGAUUUGUAGGUUAAUUUUUGAGGUGCAGUGUGGUCUGUUAUGAAUGCACAAACCUGCACACUUUGGUUACAAGCCUCAGUAAAAUAGUUGUGCUGCAACCUAGGUUCACCUUUUUCUAACACUGAGAUUAUCUACAUGAAGGGAAAAUGUCAUGUGGAAAGAGGACUGUACACUAGAGCAAUUCCAACUGUGCAGAUUCAACAUGAAAAUAUGCUUUACUAGUCCUCCCCUCCCCCCACUUCAGAAUCUGCUCUUGAGUGCCUUCAUCUUGAACCUCUUCCUAGAAUGGAUCUUUAGUGGAUCUUGAAAUUGGUUUCUCUGUGCCUAAGCUACGGCAUUUAAACUCAGAUCUUAUUACACAGUGUUUAGCUUUUUAACAUUCCUUUCUACACUAUGGAUUUUGUUUAACUUUCGCGACACUUGUUCUCUUAUGCCCUAGUAGUCUUUAAUACCAAUUUUCUGCCUUGACAGCAUCAGCUGAAACUUUUUUUGCUCGUGUUGAAAGCUUGGAUUUACUUUUGACUUUCUAGUGUGAAGUUCAGGUCUUUGGAGCGUGUAGAAAUUUAUUGACACAUUAAAAUGGUGCUGGCAGCUUUCGUGAGACCAGGGAUGGGCAACAGUGGUGGUGAUGGAAAUAAUUAUGAUUUAUUUUGGCCAGUGCCAUUUAUCACGUGUCAGCACUUGAGAAAUAAUGUGGCAAUGGAUGUAUGGGGCAUCUCCCUUGCUAGCAAAGUACGGGAAAGGAAAACGUAAGCCUCAGGGUACAUCAGGUCUGCAAAGAACAUUUGCGGCGCUUCUUGCUGUGGGACUGUAGCACCAGGUUGGAGGCAUGAAAAACAAGCGUGGUAUGGCACAAGCAAGCCCUCAGCCUGCACCAUAGGUCAGAUCAUGACAACUUCACAUCCUCUGCUGGCUCUGGAAGCACUUUUCUGCAGUGCAAAUAAGUUUGUAUGUGGUGGUAGAGGAACAUUCCAGGCUUGAAACUUUGAUAUAUGUGAAGGUCUGAUGUACAUGACUCCUCAAAAAAAGCCCAACAUGAUCCAGCAUGUUGCAUUCCCAGCAUUAAUUUGUUGAGUUGUGGCUUUUGCUCAGGGAAACUAUUUGAAGUGCCAUUGGAUAACAGUCCCUCCCCCCUUCUUAUAUCCUUCCUUGGUGGAAUAGACUGAGCACAUUGCAAAGCAGCAAUGUUGUUGACUUUCCAUGGGAUAAGGAAGGGAUCUGUAGUUCUUUAACCUCUUUCCCUUUUUUGGGCUCGCAGUGCCUGAGUUGAUCAUGCCUUGUAGCUAUAUGGACUAGAAUAGUCUACACUGGCUGUUGCUGGCAACAGCAGACCCAGGUUUGGUGGGCAGCCUUUUGACAAUAUGCCAUAUUGUUGCGUGUAAACAUACUUGUUUGGUGUGUACAUGUGCCUUACUGUCAUAACAAAUGCAUUUUAUACAACAAAUAAAUUCAAAACUGUUUUAAGU
Podarcis lilfordi (Lilford's wall lizard) is the source of this 29779-nucleotide messenger RNA. The record is from the annotation of a GenBank genome assembly. NCBI's taxonomy places the organism in Eukaryota, Metazoa, Chordata, Lepidosauria, Squamata, Lacertidae.